Messenger RNA from Thyridium curvatum, 1596 nucleotides. RefSeq lists its product as uncharacterized. NCBI's taxonomy places the organism in Eukaryota, Fungi, Ascomycota, Sordariomycetes, Thyridiales, Thyridiaceae. Bases 1 to 1596 code for a protein of 531 amino acids. The transcript is spliced from 3 exons. The record is from RefSeq and is a predicted model, not a curated record.
AUGGCGUCCAGUAUUGCCAGGUUUGCAGCAACCCCGGAGCUGUUGAUGUGUCUGGCAGACCAGUGGAAGCAGAUCCACAACCGAAAGACCCUCCUCAGUCUCUCACAAACAAGCAGACUCUUCAACACCGUAUUCGCGGUCUUCUUGUACAAGGAGCUCACUCUCAAGGUCCCCAACACCGGGAAAUUCUACACCCUCCUCACGCCAUCCAACCUCGAGCAUGUGCGGAGCCUGAUUACACACCCCGUCGAGCUGUACAGCGGCGGGGUGGAAUCUGGAAAGCGCAACAGUCUCCUGCAACUGCUUCUCCCUCAUCUCCCACAACUUACUACUCUAAGGUGGGAGGGUCUGAACCUGACGGCAGAUACUGUACGCAUGAUACACCGUCAUUGUCCCCAGCUGGAAUCUCUUCAUGUCAAAUAUACCGGAAAAGAGAUCGGCCGGUUCAAGAUGCCCUCAAGGCCAUUCAAUGGUUUUAACCAUUGGGCGUGGUCGGACUCGUCCAGCAACCAUAUUCAAGAACACCAUCCGGUGUUUCAUAAUCCAGGCUUUGAGUCUUUUACAGGGCUGAAAGAACUAUGCCUUUACGGGCUCUUUGGGGAUCUGGAAUCCUGGUGUCACAAGAUCGUGGCGAUUGCUGUCAGCUGCCCCCAGCUCGAGACGCUGGGGCUGUCGCACAGCUGCGACACCCAGAAACUCACGGGCUAUUAUGACACGAUGGAGCCGGUCGGUUUCUUCGACGACAUAUGUAGCCAAUACGGAGAGACAGGAGCGGCACCACUACGCCUCAAGACACUUCACAUUGGCGACGGAGGUUUGCUCAGAGGAGGCAUCGAAAUUAUGAACAAGCUGACAGACGUUGCCUUCCUCGAGGAGCUAGGAGCCUACGACGACUCCGAGGCUUGGUGCAACGAUCAAACCGUUGAGGCUUUCACCAAGACGAAGCUGCCACGGCUUCGUCGCCUCAUCAUGAAGUGGAUGCCCCUUGAGCUGAUUACCCACCUCAAGUCUGACAGGGCGGAGGACUUCUCACAGCAACUGGCCCUCCUCGCUUUGGAUUUCCCUCAGGGGGCGCUGGGAGGGGUCAACCCCGCCAAGCUCAGAAUGACCUCUGUCAUGCUCCUUCCCAGUCCUGCUGUCCCCGAUGACAUGGCCUCGCGGCUGGGUGAGCUUGCCGACAGGUGUGGAGACGUACUCGAGGGGAUAGCCUUCUAUGUAGGCAAUAGUCCAUGCCCAGCACGCGUGACCAAGCUCGUCCUGGAUAACCUCGUGGAGGUCGCGACCAGGCUGGUCAAGCUGACCCAGAUCUACAUCUGCUUCCCAGAUGGAAGAGACCAGAAAUACAGCCCCAGCGACACGUAUCUCGAAUUUGACUCUGCGUACUGCGCGGACCUGGCGUGUCGGUUAGUCAGGGCGGCGCCGCGCCUUCGCUACCUCUGUAUCCGAGGGGUCUUCUGGGAGGCGCAAAAGAGUGUCGACGGUACGGUGAAGCUGAUCGAGCUCGAGAGGCAAGAUUGGAGGCAUGUCGAGCUGUUCAAGAUGGCGACAGAGGGUGAGGGACUGGUAUGGGAUGAUCGUGAUAUCCAGAAAUACUAG